GGGGCGGCGCGCGCGGGGGGCGCGGGCGGGCGCGGAUCGCGGCGGCGGCGGCGGCGAUGGCUUUCGAGGCGCUGGCGGAGGCGGCGGAGCGGUGGUGCGCCCGCACGCCCUUCCAGCUCAUCGCCGCCGAGGAGACGGAGCGGCGCAUGGACUUCUACGCCGAGCCCGGCGUCUCCUUCUACGUGCUCUGCCCGGAGGCCGCCUGCGGCGACAAUUUCCAUGUGUGGAGCGAAAGUGAGGACUGCUUACCUUUUCUGCAACUUGCACAGGAUUACAUCUCCUCCUGUGGGAAAAAGACACUCCAUGAGAUACUGGAAAAAGUCUUCAAAUCCUUCAGACCCUUACUUGGGCUUCCAGAUGUUGAUGAUGAUGCAUUUGAAGAAUAUAAUGCAGAUGUGGAAGAAGAGGAACCAGAAGCUGAUCACCAACAGAUGGGUGUCAGUCAGCAGUGAUUUUCUGAGAAGCUAAAAAUAUUCGGAAGCCUUUGGUACCAGGUGGGGUCAGGUGGUCCCACGUUAGCCUGUUUGAAUUAGCACAUCACAUGGGGAUAUCUGGCUCCCAGGAUCAAAGUUUUACAAAACGGUUUAAAAAAUAUUAAUAAUAAUAAUAAUAGUAAUAAUCUGUGAUGAGCUUUGCUAAGAAGUGACCUGAAUUUUGCUCCUGCUUCAGUGGGUUUUCUAUGGAGUUGUCUUGGUAGCAUUCUGCCGUAAUCAAUCUAGAAGUAGUUUUGUUGCUGACUUGUCUCUUCGGUUUGUGUUCAAGAGUAGCGUUCGCUGACAUGAAUGUAGAAUACCGAGAAUGUAGGAAGUGUGUGGUGAGAGUGCUGAGUCCUCACUGGUGACCUUUCUGAGGAAGCCAGCGCAGAGAGCAAAUGCGACCUGCGCUUUUCUUUUUAGUUCAACAGCUAUGGUUUUUGACAAAGUACCAAGCUUGGAGAGAUUUCUCCUGAAAAACACUAGUUUAAUAGCGGUUGGUACUGCAGAAGUGCACGUGAAGGCUGAACAAAACUAAUGGGAAGCGGGAAAUCCAGGAGAGUAUUGGUGUCAGACAUAUUAGUGUCAAUUUACUGAUACCUGAGUUUACAAGUGCUGGAUUAAUAACUUGGAGUCAUUAAGUAUCAGUAGUACACAUUAUAACCAACCCUGGUACUCUGACACCAUUUGAUCCAAAGCCAAAUGCUACUUUCAUAUAAAUCAAUUAAAAAAUAGCCAUCGCCUAUCCCACUUCUGCAUGACAACCAAUUUUAAGCUUUGCCGUUUUUAAUACACUGCUAAAUUAUUAUUGUACACACCUCGUGGCAUCAUGAAUUGAAGUGCAACUUAACUUUGAAGCCAUAAGGGUACAAACCAGCACCUGGUUCUUAAAAUUAUGCAGGACCUGUUUCCCUCCCUGGGCCUUUGAGCUGGUCUGGACAUUUACACCUGGUUAGAGGGGAGCUAAAAUAUUGCUACUUUGGCUGAUAUAAAAACGAAUGAGGUUUUACUUAGCUGGGGACUUGCUCCCCAGAGAAGUUUAGCAGGGUCUGGGUAUAAAGGAGAAGACCCCUCGUAUUUUAUACCUAUUUUGCAUAGAUUUAAGUGACUCAGAGGAGUGCCAGACUGUGAAGAUGCAGGGUCUCUGUAUUUACUUGCCUUUUGUACUGAAAAUGUAAGAAGCAAAGGGGAUUCUGUUCUAAUACAACCGUUUUCCACAUCGAGCAAAAUGUUUCCAAAUUUACUCCUUUUUCCCAAUUUUUUUAAAAUUCAUGAAAUGAUGGUCACAUGCUUCAAAAGCCCUUUUAUACAGAAUUAGCUUUAUAAUAACAAGAAGUGAGCUAGAAAAAAUGCUUGGACAACUCCUAGAAACAACUCAUACCAUCUUGAAAACCCUGUUGCUAGCAGUGUCUCCUUUUCAAUAGAUUUUUUUAAGACUUUUUUUUUCAAGGUUACUUAAGAGAGCAAGUUUUCUUGGUGGUUUACAUUUCUGAUGAUGGCUUGAGAGAUGCAUAGCACUUGAUUUUUCUAAUCUGGGGCAACAACCUGCCAUAACCCGGAUGGCGUGUGGUGCCUGAGAGUGCACAGAAGUCUCCACAACACUGUAAAAGUUGGAGUUUAGGAAUAUCAAAAAAAGUGGAACAGAAACAGAGCUUAAUGCAAUUUUGUACAUUCUUUCGGCAUGCAGGCAUAAACAUGGUAGUCGCAGCACAUUUCCUAUGGACUAGUGACGUGAGAACUGUGGCAGUUCAUUGUAUAACACUGUACAGCAGCAAUAGGCUUUUUGCUUACUAAAAUAAAGUGUAAGACCAGUGGUUUCCAUCCCUGCUUUAAGUCCGCAAGUUUUUCUUUCCAGCUGAAACAGAUGCCAUAACCUUAAACACAACCUUGCUUCGGGAGAGCUUUUCUCUUUGUAGCAUCCAAUCCUUUGGUUGCAGCUCAUACAAGUAGAUCUUUUGAGGCAGACUUCCCUCUGCUGUAACCUAACGCAAGACAUAACUUACAGUAGUGCAAGCUGGAGGCAAAGUCCUGCCAGUCAGGUUUGCUGGCCACUCGCACCCAUUUUGCUUAGGUGCAGGUGGCUGGCACCGACAUGCACGUGCGUGCACCCACACCUGCACAAGCCCUGGGCACCGCUGCAUCACGAGCUGGGCUGUGAGGUCAGUCUGGCUGUGAAAUAACCCUCUGCCUUUUUACAGACAGGCAGUUUUCCAGCUGGAUCAUUCCCACCAUCUGGUUCAGUGUGUGGCUGCACAGAUUAGUGCUGGCACAACAGAGGGGAGGGUGUAAGGGGUGGAUGUGGGUGGUAGCUGAGGACCUGCAGCCAAAGGUGCCUCGCACCCCUCGUAUGGUGUUAGGGACCUUGGCAGAGGUGCAGACCCAAUCUGAACCGGCCCAAGUGUUGCGAAGGAUUGACUCCACAAGGCUCAGUGGAGAACUGGACUCUGGGUGGCAGCAGGAUAGGCAGGAAUUCAUGAAAUGAGGAAAGACUGCAAGAUCAGUGCUUGUAAUUGUGUACAGGAGGUUGUAAUAUGUACUGCACUCUGCUGCCAUUCCCUGCAUAUUGAUUGAAUUGUUCAUGAGCGGUCGAGCAUUAAUAUGGUUGCAAGCAAACAUAACACUGUAAAUUAUGUAGAUACGUUAUUUUCUGUAUUCACUAACUCACUUUUUUGGGGAAUGCCUUAUGCCAUUUGGGUGAUUUCUACACCAGAAUGCAAGUGCUGGACAGAUGGGGGGGCCUUCUGCAGUGGUCACCCCUGCAAAAUUCCCACUGAAGCUAGCCAGAUUUUGUUCAAACGGGACCUGUGGGACUGGGCACUCCAGGGGGAUGCACGAGGCUUGGUCCAGCAGAGAGCUGAGUGCUCUCGUCAGCUCUCACUUUGCUGGGAGCCAAAUGUGUUGAGCCCUGCUGCUGAACUGAAGCAUGCCCAGGCAGCAUCAAGAAUAAACUGGAAUUUUAUACAUAGAAAAUUUAAUUUACAUGUGUAUUAAAUGUGAAUGAGCAUUAAUAUAGAAUGUAUUUUAACAAAAAAUAUUGAUUGGUUACUUUGACCGAAUACAUUUCUCUAUUACCAUGUUACUCGUUCCAUACAUACCAAAUGAUGCAAGAGAUGCAGAACUGGUUUAGUUGUAUUACAAAGAAUCUUUGUAUUUUAUUUGUAUUUUAUUUUUCCCUCACUCCCACCACAUAUUGAGGUUAGUAGCCAUUAAGUAAUUAACCAGGGGUAGCAUGACUCAGUGGCUAGGCUGCCAGACUGAGACACAAGAUUUACUAACACAUGCAUAAAUCCUUGCAAGCCUGGGGACUUGGUGAGAAGGUAUGGCUUCAGAGCUCUGCCAUUGCCUUGCCCCAAGCUUCGGGUGGAUUUUGGCAGCUGGGAAUUCAAGGCAGGCCUCCAGUUAUGCAUCCAGGGCGCCAUGAAAUUUGGUGGGAGAAGGGUAACUGCUUUGAAAGUCCCACCUUAAGCAUUUUGUAAAAGGAGCCAUCAGUAUUAUUUGCCCACCAGUGUAUGAAGUGCUUUGAGAUCUGUGGGUGAAAAGAGGUAUGCAUUAUUAUUGCUUCUCCUCAAAGCAAACCAUUAGUGAAAGGACACAGGAGACUCUCCCUUUUCCCUCACCCUUCUCUCAUAGGCAUUUCAUGCUGUAGUGAAAUAGAAAUGUACUAAAGCAGAGCCUCUUGCAGAACUGGUGCUUCUGAAUGUGAGUUGCAUGAAUGCAAUGAGCAGAGUGCUGCUUGGGGGAUGAGAAAUACAUGGGAUGCCAGAGGGAAGAGCAGAUUUCAGAAAUGCAACAGUUGCUUUGGGUAGCAGGGGCAGGAGUAAGAAAGGCCCCUUUCAGAGAGAUGCUUGGAGUUCUCAAAGAGCCCAAACUAUUCUGCCAAGUAUCUGCUUAUGGAACCUAUGCAGUUUAUAAAAAAGCUGCUCUGGACAUCACUGGGGCCUUGAGCUUGCCUGCCUGAUGAAUCCAUUGAGAGGAAGGGAUGGAGAAAAGGCAAACUAAAAAGCCUUUUCAUCCUCUCUUCCACAACGUUAUUAUGUAUGAUAUUGGGUGAGUAGGUAGGAGCAGCAGUCAGGGAGCUGCUUUAUUAGGUGCAUAGUAACAUCUCUUAAAAGCACUUGCUCAUGAGAGAAAAGAUUGGCAGACUGGAAGAGCACACCCCUGAGGAUGGUGACCCGAACCCUACCAGGCACCAGCUCUACAUCCUGCCCUGCUCUGGUCUGUUUUCCAGGCAGUUUCCCUCUGUGUGUAGUGCUGUGCCUUUGAAAGUCACAUGCUUGUAAGAAUGCCGUUUUGGGUGGGAAUAGCCAGAGUUAGUUUUCCUGCAUUGGUGACGUGCAGGCAUCUUAGUGCUGUGUCCCGUGUAAGGUGUGCGAUGGUGGCUGGGGCAGCAGGGAGGAGCUUAGUAGGUCACUGCCCUUUUCUCCCUCUGCAAGGUGGGACAUGAUUCUGUGGCGGUAAAAGUGAUUGCAAUAACAUUAUGGGCAUUGCUUUGGAAAGCUGCCAUACAGGACAGAUUCCCAGCCUGUUUCAACAUGGUUCUUGAUCUUUCACUGGGGCCCAGGGCUGAAGUCCAUAGCUAUUUUACUCACAGUCAGCUUUAGCUGUGGCAGGAGGUGAGGUUACCAUUUCAUCCAUCCUUACCUUGUGUCCACCCUUACCACUCUGUUCUCAGAAAUUGUGUCCACCUUCCCCACUCCCAGAAGAGGGGAAGCAGAGGAAGGAGGAGAGAAACACCUCUUAUCUCCCACAGCUUGCAGCGAGACGCACCAGUGAGAGCUGCAGUUCAGCACAGUGUGUGUUACUGGGCUGCACUGUCCUUUCUGCACAGGCAGCAUCUUCUCACAGGGGGAUGAGGUGCCAUGGGAGAUGUAUUAUCCCUUGAGGAUCCAUGCAUGGUCCAUGCCGGACAGGGGUUAUGCAGAAGACAGCAGUCUUUUUAUGUGCCAAACCCAAGAUCUUUACACGGAGUGAUGCCUAGCUAAAUAAUCCAGUCUGAAAAUCAUGACCCAUUGAGGCUUCCCAGGCUGGGCACCCAGAAGAUGAGACCUCUCUGGCUGCAGGUUGCUCUGGAGCCUGGCCCAGCUUGCAGGUCUUUCUUGGUGCUGGCUAGUUUUGGUCUGGCCACAGGACACGGGGAAUUGGGAAGGACCCCUUCAGGGGCUCUAGCUGGAUGCCCCUUUCUGUAAAUCACCGAGCAGAGGGAAAUGGUUUGUUUUAUCUGUUUAAUUCUGGCAGGAGCUCUCCUCCCCCCUGGCAGCCUGUCUCUGCAGCCAGCUGCAGCUGGGAAGCCUUCACGUGACAGCCAGGCAGGAGUGACUCAGGGCAGCGGCUCUUAGACCCUGUUACAGGCUGGGCUUGGGGUGGUCCUUGCAGAGUUACCACAAAGCUGAAGGCUCAGGGAUGUCACUUCCAAGGCAGAUACUAAAAUAAAGAGAUCCCUUAAAUUUGGUCCUUACCUCUGAUAGGAAGGGCUCUGAGGGCAGACCCUGUCACCUUGGGUUUUUAUCAGACUUCUGAGACUUAGUUGCAUUGUUGGCAUCUGCUGUCUGUGGCAGGUCUAUGAAGGAAACCUCUUCGCUUACCCACAAUCACCCAUUCAGUGAACCAGAUUAUAUAUGUGCUCUAUGUUUGACUUUUUUCUCUUUGCUGACUUUUUUUUUAAA
Falco peregrinus (peregrine falcon) is the source of this 6136-nucleotide messenger RNA. RefSeq names its product maturin, neural progenitor differentiation regulator homolog (gene MTURN). The transcript has 3 exons. The record is from RefSeq and is a predicted model, not a curated record. The coding region runs from base 57 to 452 and encodes 131 amino acids. Lineage: Eukaryota; Metazoa; Chordata; Aves; Falconiformes; Falconidae. Gene Ontology annotation, cellular component: cytoplasm. Gene Ontology annotation, biological process: positive regulation of megakaryocyte differentiation; regulation of signaling.